CCAUCAGGCAGGAGAGAAAGAGGAGGAGGGUGAGCUGGAGGAAGGAAAGGAUAUAGUGCAGGGACAAGGGAAGGUUUGUUGCAGGGGCUGCAGAGGGCAGAGAUUAGGGUAAUAUCCCACCCAUGGCAGCUCUACUAGAGGUCACGUGUGAAGCCACGCAGGAUUAACCUGCUCCUUCCUACUGAAACCCCCACUGAACGUUAUUGUAGGGCUAUUAAACCACAGAGGAAUGUCAGUCACGCCGCUUAUUAGUCAAUAGGCCAGUGGGGGCGCUGCGAGUGAUGUGCGGGGAAAGUAAGUGCAACCAGGGAAAGUGGAGUCGGAGCCUGAGCCCAGCGACCCUGUGCAAGUUUGUGUGAGCGGCGGCCGGGCUCUGUCUCAUGGGCUACGAGUAGAGAGGAGCUGGUGCCCGGGGGAUGGUGCUGAAGGGACAGCGGCCACUGCAAGUUGGACAACAUGAGUCUGGAGAGGAUUUUGCAGGCGGCCCGACAGGGAGAUGUGGAGACGCUGAGAAGCCUCAAUGCGCAGCGACUGAUCGAGUGCGAAGCGAAGGAUCCCAUGGGCGCCUCUGCAGUCCAUCACGCUGCCCGGGGAGGGAAACUCAACUGUCUCCGUUAUCUGGUGGAUGAGGCGCAACUGGUGGGAAACAGUCGGGCCAGAAACGGGGCCACCCCGGCUCACGAUGCUGCGGCCACCGGCAACUUGUCCUGCUUGCAAUGGCUGCUCACACAGGGGGGAUGCGACUUUGAGGAUAAGGACAAUUCCGGUGCCACUAUUCUGCAUUUAGCAGCCAGGUUCGGCCACCAUGAAAUUACCAGAUGGUUAUUGCGCUUUGGGACCAAUGAUGCGAUGGUCCCGACAGACACGGGGGCACUACCUGUGCAUUAUGCAGCGGCCAAAGGAGAUCUACCUACAUUGCAGCAUCUGUUAGAGUACUGUCCAAACGCUAUUAAUUCCCAGACGAAGAAUGGUGCCACACCCCUCUACCUAGCUUGUCAAGAGGGUCACUUGGAAGUCAUCCAGUAUUUGGUCAAGGACUGUGGAGCUGAUCCCCAAAUAAUAGCCAAUGACGGGAUGACACCCUUACAUGCAGCUGCCCAGAUGGGCCACAGCACAGUCAUUGUUUGGUUGAUGAGCUUUACAGACAUCAGCCUCUCUGAUAAAGAUGGUGAUGGAGCCACUGCCAUGCAUUUUGCUGCUAGCCGAGGCCAUGCCAAGGUUUUAAGCUGGCUCCUUCUCCACGGAGGGGAAAUAUGCAUGGAUAACUGGGGUGGAACACCUCUACACGACGCUGCAGAAAACGGAGAGCUAGAGUGCUGCCAGAUCCUCGUGGUUAACGGAAUUAAAUUAGGAAUCCGAGACCUUGAUGGUUACACAGCCGCAGAGCUCGCUGAAUAUAAUGGACACUUUCAUUGUGCUAAAUAUCUCAGGACGGUGGAAAAUAUGAGUGUGGAGCACAGAGUCCUGUCCCGGGAUCCUUCUGCAGAUAUAGAACUGAAGCAGCCAGAUUCAGGGAUGUCGUCUCCAAACACAACCAUGUCAACACAACCUGCCCAUUUUGAUAUUGGGUCUCCUUCUAGUACAUUGUCCAACUAUGACUCCUGCAACUCCAGCCAAUCCAGUGUGGGAGAUAAAAAGAAUCAGCAUGAAGCUCAUGGAGCUAGACCCCCUGAAACUAUAAAUGAUAUGCAGACUUACAUGGACAUGCUGAAUCCAGAAGUCAACACAAAGAAAGGAGAUAGCUCAGUAAAUCCUCCUCCUCCACCUCCAACAUUUCCACCCCCGCCACCGCCUGCUCCUGAUUCUAGAUUGCCCCCACCUCCAUGCUAUCCAGCGCCAAGCCCUCCAGAAGGACAGCAUACAGCGGAAAUCUACGUCCAAGCUAAAAAUAACCUCAGGCAUGUGGAGAAUGAGUUGCCUUCACGUGAAAACAGUCCAGAGGGGCUUCGACGAACUGAUUCCUGUAGAAAGUCAAGGAAUUUCGAUAAACAGCCCAGUACUGGGGAUUAUUAUAAAUAUAUAGAGCAGAGCACAACGGAACCAUCACAGGUUAAAAACAUGGCACACAGUGAAGAGGGAUCUGUGAUUUCAAAUGAAACUGUGCAAAAUGGAAAUAUGUCUGGGAAUGUUCCACCUCCUCCUCUUCCACCACCACUCCCAGAAAACCUCUGUUUCCCACCACCUCCACCUCCAUUGCCAACAGAGUCUUCUAUCAUCUCCUGCUAUAGUCAGCGGCGCUCUUCCAAUUCAACCGGAAAAGUGACAGCUCUCAGACAGAGAAAGAGUACAAAGUCAUUCAACAUGAUGUCCCCCACUGGUGACAAUUCUGAGCUGCUGGCAGAGAUUAAAGCUGGAAAAAGUCUAAAACCAACCCCUCAAAGUAAAGGACUUACGACAGUCUUCUCUGGCAGUGGGCAGCAUGGAGCAAAUGCAGAGGUUCACAUGUCAACAACUCCACCACCCUCCUCACCUUCAACACCACCUGGUAAUGCAGUAACCAGUCCCAACACUGGAGGCCCCAAAUCUCCUGAACCCCUCUUGAAUGGAAAUUCAUCCCCUCUGGCUCAGGCCCAGCCCAACCAACUUGAUGUAGAGUCAUUAAUACCAACACAUGAUGAGCAGGGAAGGCCUAUUCCAGAGUGGAAGCGGCAAGUGAUGGUGAGGAAGCUACAGCUGAAGAUACAGGAGGAAGAAGAGAAAAAACGCACGUUUGAGGCCGGUAAUUACUACCAACAUGAAGGCUGGAGAUAUUCUCAUGCUCAUAAUGCAAUUUUGGGACCCUUUGGAGAGCUUAUGACUGAAAAUGAUAUAAACCGCAUUGAGAAACAAAUUGAGAACCUUCAAGUAAUGCACAAAGUCCAAAAGGUGGAGACAGAGCUAGAGCAACUUGAGCAUGAGCUGCAACAACUACUUCCUGUAUCUGCUGCAUUGGCUCAAGAACAUUUUACAGUUAACCCAAAGCAAAUGCAAGGUAGAGCUGAGGAUCUCCCUGCCUGGUGUAGCAAGAUCUCCACUCUAUUAAAAAGUAUGGCCAUCCUUCUUGCAACCCUUGGUGGAAAAGAAACUGAUCUUGCAGACCUGGUAACCCAUGAAACACAAGAACAGCCUCAGAGUCCAGUAAAGGAUGGUGGAACAAAUAUUGGGAGAUCCCAGUCAUUUAGUUCUACUAGAGAAGAAGUUGAAAAAGAAAUCAAGCAGUGUGGCGUGUCUGUUAAAAACCUUAAGGCUAAUUAUGAAUUAUAUUCACAACCUCAUGAUGAUUCUGAAGCAUCAAGCAGAAUUUACAAAAGGAAAAGGUCAUUACCAGUAGUCACUAAUGGUUAUGGAAAUGGAAGAGAACCAAUUUUAGAAGAAGACUAUGUGACGACCAAUGAUCAGUUUCAUGUACCGACAGAAGAUACACCUAGAAUGCACAAUGAAGCUCCUAUAAUACAGCGCUCUCAACUAACAUAUCAGGAUGAAGAUAUGUUCCCAAGGGAGAUAGAAACGGGCAACCAGAGCACUAUUAUUGAUGCAUUAGGAGAACCAUUACUAAGUGAAGAUCAUAUGACCAGAAGUCUUCCAGUGCAGACCGAGCUUAGCUGUGUACAAGACUACAUAGACAUGAGGAAAGAGAGAAUAGUAUAUCUUUUUCUGGAGCACUGGAGAAAAUGGACUUUCACAGAGUCCAUAAAAAAUAGCAAUACUAAAAGAAAAGAGCUGCAUGGGUUGGAAAAUACAGAUUUAGGAAGUGAAAAAGAUGAGGUGGAGGGUGAAGAUGGAAAGCUUAAAAUGUGCAAAGGCUCUAGUGAUGAUGAUAGGCUUUUAUACUUCAUGAAGCAGAGACAAGUAGUUGGAAAGUUGCUUAGCCACUGGAGAAGUAUAAUCUGCCAAGUUCCCACAAGGCAGAUAAGGCGGCUAAGCAGGGCAAAUAUGAUUUACUGGCCAGAACACUUUUUGCCCCAUGUCAAUGGUGUCCAAGUUGAGUAUUCAAGUUUAACAUUAGAUCUCUUCAUGCUGGGUUACUUUCAACUGCUAGAAAUGAAUAUGUCACGAGAGGAGAGAAAAUUUAGACAUAUUUUAUGCUAUGAAAUGUUUGACCGCCUUGGCAGCCACAACUGGGAGCUUAUUAGGAAUUUUCACAAAACGGUAAUGGAAGAGCUAGAAGCAGGAAAAAGAGAUUGGUCUGAUGGCUUCGAAGACAUUAAACAACGCUAUUUUGGUGACAGAGUUGUGGGAGGAUUUGAUGGCUUUAGAGAAAUAGGGCCCCUGGAAGAAACUGACCUCCAAACUGCAUCAAUUAUAGAAGCUCCAGUGCCCUCAGACAUUAAAAGUAAAGAAAAUCCUGUGGUUGCUUCUGAUGAACUGAAGUCCCCUCCUAAAAGUAGAAAGGACUCUAUCCAACUGGUAUCAGAACUUGGAGAAUUUACAAAUGAUGAUAUAUGUCGUUAUAUUGAUCGCAGUUUUUCAUUCUGGAAAGAAAAGGAAGCAGAAAUGUUUGAUAUAUGAUGCUUCAUUUGCAUAUUUAUUCCAAUCAAGACAUACUGCUGGUCAAAUAUUUACCAUUCCCAGCAGAAAAGUAAUGACAAGAGGAGUAAUGAAUGGUGCACAUAGUCCAUACAGUGGAAAUGGAAGAAAUUGGUCUCCCUUCCAUGAAAGGAUAGAUGUGUUUGUUUACAAGGAGGGGUCUGUUGAAAUAUGUUUCAGAUUAAUUAUAUGAAAAGGCGUAUUUACGUCUACCUAUAAUUUUCACUUACAUAGCCCAACAGAAAUAAAAAUGGGUUACAAAAAUGUCUGAAACUGUCAAAGUAAUAAAGAUCUGUCAGUAUGGUUAAAAAAGCCAUUAAUGUUAAAACCUUUCCACAGUGUAUUUUUUAUGGACAAAGGAGAGAGCACCUUUCAUGUAAAUGUUUCAUUCUCAUAAACAAUAACAGUUUUUGUAUACUGAAAGGCAGUAAAGUGAUGCACAUAGAGUGCAUAGAUACAAUUAUGAGAAAAAAGUGUAGAGCCACACUGAUUAUGUUUUGAAAUGUUUGCUUAGUUACUAGUUCAUUUAGUUCAUAAAACAAGAUGAAAACUGUUCAUUUUCUCUGAAACCAAUAUACACAAAAUGUUUUUUUUUUCAUUGAAUUCAGGAAUAAUGUUAAAAAAAUUUAAAUUAUUAUGGCAUUAAAUUACUUUUACUUCAUACAUCUAACAUCACAGUGUUGCUAUCAUGUUAGAAUUAGAUUAUAGUAAUAGAUGGAGAUUGGAAAUGUCAACCAGUGAAUUAAUUUAACUGGAGUUGACUUUAUUGUUAGUGCCCCAACAAAAGCAAAUGUAGGGAUUUUAUAUAAUAUUUAGGUACAAGAAAGCAGUAAGGUUGAUGCUUAGAUUGUCAUAGAUUUCUUUUUUUUUUUUGCUAGUUGCUACAUAAUAUUAUUAUAUCAUAGGUUGGAAGCCUCAGAUCACAAGUUUACAUUGUAAGUCAUAAUUAAUGUUAUGUUUCAAGAGGCUAUCUAAAUAAGGGUGGAACUUUAAUAUUGGAAAACAACUGGAUUUUGACACACAGUUUAAAAAGGUGAAUGCUUUAAAGACAAAACAGAUAAGAUUAAGUAGAGGGUACCAGAGUCGAGUGGCUCUGUAUAAAUUAUAACAUUGCAGCAAAUCUAUCAAUAGAGAGAGAGAUGAGUCUACCAGCAUAUGGACUAGAAAUGAUUAGUAGAACUGCAAUAUCCAAAGGCUCUACUAUCAACCUUAAUUUAGAUAGUUUUCUUUAACUGCAUGCACAUUUUAGUUGUAUAGCUUAACCUUGCUUAUACAUUUGUCACAAUAGCGUGUGAAGUGUAACUUUAUACAGCAGGUCUCUUAAUCUAAAGCUGGCCAUAGACGUGUAGAUUUCCGAUGAACGAUCGUUUGGUGCCAUCUCGCGACCUGCCACUAACCAUUCAGAUCAAAUAAAGUAGUAAAAGAACAGUUCAGAUGAUGUUCUGCCCCUGACAGCAAUCGUACGAAAGUUAUGUCCGACAAAAGCUAGUGACUGUCUCCUUCCGAUAUUGUCAGAUCGGCAAUACAUGCAGAGAUAUUCUUGGUAGCCGACAGAAAUUUUAUAACCUGUCUGAUCAACUGAUCAACGAUUGCCAUCUCAUGAAAAAUGUUGGGACACUCCACAGAUGGCCCAAAAAUUGUAUGAAACGGAGAUUCGUACGAUCAAAUCUUUGCGUCUAUGGCCAGCUUAAAUCCCAUGAAAGACAAAAAAAACUCAAUUUCUUGUUAAACUGGUCAAGCUUUGAACAAAUUAUUUUGUUUUGUAUAUUUUGAUGUGCUAUAUCUAUUUAAGAAUGGCAUUCCUUACUAAAUAAAAUGUUUCGACAUUGA
This is a messenger RNA of Xenopus laevis (African clawed frog), 6336 nucleotides long. It is a transcript of the gene espn.L, whose product is annotated as espin. Bases 457 to 4488 code for a protein of 1343 amino acids. The transcript has 13 exons. Gene Ontology annotation, cellular component: stereocilium; cytoplasm. Gene Ontology annotation, biological process: actin filament bundle assembly. NCBI's taxonomy places the organism in Eukaryota, Metazoa, Chordata, Amphibia, Anura, Pipidae. Gene Ontology annotation, molecular function: actin filament binding; actin binding. The record is from RefSeq and is a predicted model, not a curated record.